AGAGACAUGGCUAGACGUGUGGCACGAUCACACUCAGUUCAACUCUCGUUUCCCUGCACCUGCGUCUAACUCCUCUCAUAAUCAAUAUUCGCUGCUGUGACUAUCACCCACACACUCGGAUCCAUCUCUCCUCGUGCACUUCCUUUCCCUUGCGCUACUAUCCUUGGAUCCUCAAGGACGGUGUAUAUCCAACCGAACUUGAGAAGUCCCUCCUCGGUGCAGAUGUUAACCACAUUGUCAAUCACCUGUCUUUUGGUUGGUAUGAGUCUUUGUUCCAGUCAUACAUGGCGAAAAAGCCGGUCAAAGUUGUGUCGUCCAUGGGCGAACAAUCGAAGAGCUUUUCCUUUCACCAUCUUGUGGAUACGUCAUUCGCAGGAUCGGCCAUGCGUACGACAGAAGGGGUUUGGAUUAUUGAGCGUUCUGCUCAAGAAGAUACAUUGCUCGUGCUAUUCAAUACUGCGAUCUCUAACUUGGUGCUAUUCCGGAACAACUUCGCCCUGAGCCGAGACAUCACAGGCUUAUUCCAGUCGUUCCAAUCAAGCUCGACCGUCCUCGACCCAGCAUCUAGUAACCUGAGUCUAUUUCAAUCAACCGAGACAUACAAGAUGUACAAAGGUGUGCGGAUGCGCAGCAAAGGGUCGAUCGAGUGGAGAUGGUAGCCAGCUUAGGAUCCUAUGUUGCACGGUGCAG
This is a messenger RNA of Suillus plorans, 690 nucleotides long. RefSeq lists its product as uncharacterized. The record is from RefSeq and is a predicted model, not a curated record. The transcript has 5 exons. The coding region runs from base 285 to 659 and encodes 124 amino acids. NCBI's taxonomy places the organism in Eukaryota, Fungi, Basidiomycota, Agaricomycetes, Boletales, Suillaceae.